AUGAAAUAUUUUACAUCUGCCAUUCUUUUAUUAAUCACCGCUUCUAUUGCGGUGACUGUCGAUGCCAUCGUAACGGGGACCUACUUUGACCGAAUUGUUUUUGUUAUAUUUGAAAACACUGCGUAUGGUACAGCGGCCGCAUUACCAUAUAUGCAGGAUUUAACUACUCGUUCUAAUGGCCUCCUCCUUUCCAAUUACUUUGCAAUCGGACAUCCGUCUCAGCCAAAUUACAUUGCCACAAUUUAUGGCUCAACCGCUGGUAUCACGGACGAUAACAGUCAUAAUGUUGCAGGAAACAAUCUAGUUGACCUUCUUGAAGCCAAAAACGUUUCUUGGAAAGCUUAUAUGGAAAAUUAUCCUGGCAACUGCUUCACUGGUACUUUUGCACCUUCGGGUACUGACCUUUACGCAAGGAAACAUGAUCCUUUCAUUUCAAUGAACGAUAUAAGACAAAACUCCGCCCGUUGUGCGAAAAUAGUUCCUCUCACCCAACUCGAUACUGACAUAACCAACAAUGCUGUACCACAAUAUGUUUAUGUUGUACCAAAUCAAAAUGAUGAUGGACAUGACACUAAUGCAACAUAUGCGAUACAAACUUGGUUUAAAAAUUGGCUUGAACCAAAACUUCUGCAACCUGCUUUUACAACAAAUACAUUAAUCUUUUACACUUGGGAUGAAGAUGAUAAUACUGGAAACAAUCAUGUUUUUGCUGGUCUUCUAGGUACCCCCGUUGUACCCCCCUCUAAUCAUAAUGAUUCUACCGCUUAUAAUCAUUAUUCAUUCUUGAAAACCGUAGAGCAAAAUUGGAAUACUGGAAAUUUGAAUAGGAAUGAUGUCGGUGCGACUGCAUUUACUCAAUACUUACAUCAUCCUUAA
Molecule: messenger RNA, 876 nt
Organism: Dentiscutata erythropus
Lineage: Eukaryota; Fungi; Glomeromycota; Glomeromycetes; Diversisporales; Gigasporaceae
Source: the annotation of a GenBank genome assembly